This is a messenger RNA of Quercus lobata, 5080 nucleotides long. RefSeq lists its product as uncharacterized. The transcript is spliced from 18 exons. Bases 338 to 3931 code for a protein of 1197 amino acids. The record is from RefSeq and is a predicted model, not a curated record. NCBI's taxonomy places the organism in Eukaryota, Viridiplantae, Streptophyta, Magnoliopsida, Fagales, Fagaceae.
CAGCUAAUAUCCCUCAUAAAACUACGCCUAUACGUACAGCUAAUACUCUCACUUCCGAAAUUGAAGAACUCUCUCUCUCUCUCUCUCUUUUGAGACUUUCUUUCUUUCCAUUUCACUUUCACGCCAACGAACAGUUUAUUCAAUUUUCUCUUAUAGUUACAAAUGUAGAGAGAAAAAAUAGAAAAAAAGAAACAAAGAAAUACACUGUAAGAGAGAAACUAGAACCAGUUUUUUUUGUUUGUUUGUUUGUUUGUUUUGUUUUUGGUUUGAAGGGGGAGCGAUUUUAUUAAGCUCACCGCGAGAUUCACUGAGAUUUCCGUGCCUCUCCUCGAAAUCCAUGUCGUCGACCUACAGCCCCUCGCGGAGCCCCGCCGGAAGCUCGAGGCUCCAGCUCGGCGGUCCCGGCGGAGUCUCGCGGCUGAGAUCCUCGUCGCUCAAGAAGCCGCCCGAGCCGCUGCGCCGCGCCGUGGCCGAUUGCCUCUCUUCUUCUUCGUCGUCUUCUCUGUCUUCGUCGUCCUCGCUGUCUUUGGCUUCGUCGUCGUCUUUCUCUUUCUCUUUCGCUUCCUCUGCCGCCACGUCGCACCAUGCGGGUCCCUCCGCUGUCGUCGUCUCUGAAGCUUCCAGAACUCUCAAGGACUAUCUGGCAAAUCCUGCAACAACUGACCUGGCUUACAGUGUGAUUCUAGACCAUACAAUUGCAGAGAGGGAGCGCAGCCCAGCUGUAGUCGCAAGGUGUGUGGCACUUUUGAAACGGUACCUUUUGAGAUACAAACCAAGUAUGGACACAUUACAGCAGAUAGAUCGAUUUUGUGUGAACAUAAUUGCUGAGUGUGAUACUAGUCCAAACCAAAAGGUGUCACCAUUGUCACGGCCAUUAGAUCAACAAGCAGGUGCAUCAGCAGCAUCUACAAAUAUCUCUCCUUUGCCUGUAUCUAGUUUUGCUUCUGGGGCACUUGUUAAGUCAUUAAAUUAUGUACGUUCCCUUGUGGCUCAACAUAUGCCAAGACGGUCUUUCCAACCAGCUGCCUUUGCUGGAGCUACAUCAAGACAAUCACUUCCAACAUUGUCAUCUUUGUUGAGUAGAUCCUUCAAUUCACAAUUAAGCCCUGCAAAUGCUGGAGAAACUUCAGAGAAGAAAGAUGCUUCUACUGUAUCUGUUUCAAACUUACCAAUCAUUGAAAAUGUUGAUGAAUUAGUAGAUCAUGAAUUUAUUGCACAUGAUGUUUUGGAAUGGCGCUGGCUUGGGGAAUAUCAGUCAUCAUCUUUGCCAUUUGAAAGUGAACGAGCCAUGAAUCCCCAAGACAUUAGAACACGUAAUUUUCUAGAAGUUGGUGCUGCAGCAUUACUUGUGGGAGACAUGGAAGCUAAAAUGAAGGGCCAGCCUUGGAAAUAUUUUGGAACUUCUGAUAUGCCUUUUCUUGAUCAACUAUUGCAGCCUUUACCAGUGACAACAAUUACCAAUUCUGCAUAUGCUAGGCCGCACUUGCGAGCAAUAACAGCAUCUAAACGCACUAAACAAGGCCCUCAUCAAAUUUGGGAGGAUUCUCCUGUGAGCACAUUCCGUCCAAGGGCUAAACCGCUCUUCCAAUAUCGUCACUACAGUGAACAACAACCUUUGCGAUUGAAUCCUGCUGAGGUACGCGACGUUAUUGCUGCAGUUUGCUCAGAGACAUCUUCAACAAAUCUAAUGACACUAUCUUCUAAAUUGAGUAAUAACAGUCGAAAGCCGUCCAUGGAUGUGGCUGUGAGCGUCCUUGUCAAACUUGUCAUUGACAUGUAUGUUUUAGAUUCUGGGACCGCUGCUCCUCUAACUCUAUCUAUGCUUGAGGAAAUGCUUAGUUCUACAAAGCCGGCUUGCAGGGCUCGUGCUUUUGAUUUAAUUCUGAAUCUUGGUGUCCAUGCUCAUUUAUUAGAGCCAAUUAUAACUGACGAUGCUUCCACAAUAGAAGAAGAAUAUUCUCCAGAGUCUUAUUUUGAUAAUGAAGCUCAACUGACAAUCCAUGGGAAAGGAAAGGAAGAUUCUGUUAAGAAGAUUGGCACUUUCUCAGCUAUUGAUAAUUUUGAGUCCUGGAUUUUAAACAUUUUAUAUGAGAUACUACUUCUUCUUGUUCAGACAGAAGAGGAUGAAGAAUCUGUCUGGGCAUCUGCUCUAAGCUGUUUUCUUUAUUUCGUUUGUGAUAGAGGAAAAAUCCGGAGAAAACGACUAAAUGGUCUUGACAUAAGGGUUGUUAAAGCAUUUGUGGAAACUAGCAGGAAGAAUUCGUGGGCAGAAGUAGUUCAUUGCAAGCUUAUUUCCAUGUUAACAAAUAUGUUUUAUCAAGUUCCUGAUGAACCCAAUGAGACCGAUUCAAGUACUCCAAAUUUUCUCAUAGACCAGGUUGAUCUGAUUGGCGGAAUUGAGUUUAUUUUUCUUGAGUAUUCUCUCGCAAACUCUAGGGAAGAAAGGAGAAAUCUGUAUUUGGUACUUUUUGACUAUGUUUUGAAUCAAAUAAAUGAAACGUGCAUAGCUACAGGAGUCAAUGAAUAUAGUGAUGAUGAGAUUCAACCUCUUGCUGCCCUGCUCACCCUUACAGAUGCACCUGAAGCAUUUUAUAUUUCUGUUAAACUUGGGGUGGAAGGCAUUGGGGAGAUUUUGAGAAGAUCAAUUUCUUCAAAACUGUCCAGAUAUCCCAACAGUGAACGACUAAAUAUGCUCUUGGAUAUUGUCACUGAGAAACUUGAUACAAUAGUAAGUUCAUUCACUCAUUUAGACAAUGAGUUCUCCCACAUGAUACAGAUAACCAAAUCAUAUAAGUUUUUGGAAAGCAUUGAAGAUGUGGUUCCAAGAAAUGGUGUCAGCAUGAAAGCUUCAUGGGCCACAUUACAUUCCCUUCUUCAUUCAGAAAGAGUUGCAUACCGCCGGAAUGGUUAUGUAUGGUUAGGUGAUCUGCUUAUUGCAGAAAUAAGUGAGAAAAGGGAUGCAAGUAUCUGGUCCAAUAUUAAAAACUUAAAGCAAAAAAUUUCCCUUGCUGGUGAUGCCAAUUCUUCAGCUACUUCAGAUGUUCCUUUGCCCAUUUGCCUUUUGUGCGGGCUUUUAAAGUCAAGGCACAACUACAUAAGAUGGGGCUUCUUAUUUGUUCUGGAGAGGCUUCUCAUGCGAUGCAAAUUUUUGUUAGAUGAGAACGAAAUGCAGCACUCAAGCAGCACUGAUCCUGGGCAUGUAGACAACAAUGGUCGUCUUGACAAAGCCAAUGCAGUGAUAGAUGUAAUGAGCAGUGCUUUGUUAUUGGUGAUAAAUGAAACAGACCGCAUCAAUAUUUUGAAGAUGUGUGAUAUACUAUUCUCUCAGUUGUGCCUGAGAGUCCCCCGUGCAGCUGCAAUGCCAUAUGUAGAUGAUGGGCACCAAAAUGAUAAAAGGAAAGAAACUGAUAGCAGAUUCAGCAAUCCACUAGACAAUGAGACAGCCUCACUGGCAGCACUUCUUCUUCGUGGAAAUGCCAUUGUGCCCAUGAAGUUAGUGGCUUCUGUUCCUGCUGCAUUAUUCUAUUGGCCACUGAUUCAGCUUGCUGGUGCGGCAACAGACAAUAUUGCAUUAGGUGUUGCCGUAGGUAGCAAAGGAAGAGGAAACCUCCCUGGUGCUACAUCAGAUAUUCGGGCUACCCUUCUGUUACUUCUAAUUGGUAAAUGCACAGAUCCUGUUGCAUUCGAAGCAGUUGGUGGGGAAGAAUUUUUCAGGGAACUUUUAGAUGAUACAGAUUCAAGGGUGGCAUAUUAUUCUUCAGCUUUUCUUUUGAAGCGAAUGAUGACAGAAAAGCCUGAAAAGUACCAACACAUGCUUCAGAAUCUUGUGGUUAGAGCUCAGCAGAGCAACAAUGAAAAGCUGUUGGAAAAUCCAUAUCUUCAGAUGCGAGGCAUACUUCAACUGGCAAAUGAUCUUGGAACUGGGUUGUAAUCUGAUGGUGUAGUUAAGUGGAAGUUUUAUUUCUUGGCUUGGAGACAUGGCUGGGUGACUUGAUGUUGCCACCAAUAAUUCUUAUGAUCUUACAGCGCUUGGAAUUAUUUGUGUGACUGGGAUAUACUUGAUUGCGUAAGCAUGCAAAAGAAAUUUGGAAUCUGAACCACUAAAGUGCUAUCUGGCAAAGUACUGAAUUCAAGAUUGGAGUAUAGGGUGUGAGGUGACUCAGGUGAGCCCUGGUGAUCCUUGGAAUUUAUUUCCAGAAUCUAUUUCAUGCUCCAAGAAUCAGCCAUAAAUGGCUACAGAUUUUUGCGCAGAGAUAUUAGAAAAUGGUGAGCCACAUUGAGUUUUGCUUCCCGUAUCUCCAUCUCCAAUACAUGUAUGGCUGUUAAGAGAUCGCCCUUUGGUAAAAUAUAUUAGGUUUGAUGCUGAAGUUUAGGACUGGAGUUGCUUCAUUGAAUGUUUGCCAAAGCAGUUGUCCAGGAAAUUUUUUGAAUUACUUGAUUCAUUGGCAUAUCUGCCUAUCAUUCUGCCAAUAGAUGUUACAUCAAGAGCUCGGGUGUAUCUUCAGUUGGUGUUCGUCACAUUUGCGGGAGACUUUCUGGAAAAUUUUGGAAGAGUAUUUGUACAGAAUCAGAUUUCGUUUGAGCCUUCUUUUAUUUAUUUUUGGUCAUUCUUGAAGGCGACCUUUCAAACCAUCUUUUUUGUUUGGUAUCCUGGGGUAAUGAUCUCAAGUUUGUGAAGUUUUAGAGUUUCAUCAACUUGACAACAAUGAGAAGACUCCAAAGUCCAAAUGUUGUAUUUUUUUAGUGGAUAGGGCAUAAUGAUGCAAGAGGGUAGAGUUGUUCACAUGGCUAUCCGUGUUCAUUAGAAGGGGCAUUACGGGGUGUCUGUUUUUAGGGGCAUCUCCUAAGUGUACCUAUUUUUGUUUUUGGCUGUUUUUUUCUUUUCUUUUUUAUUUUUCGACUUUGUAAAUAUGCAUCAUAUUUCUUUUCCUGUCUCUAUCUCCCUUGCGAUUGUUGUAAAAUGGCUGUUGAGAAAUUUGCUUCAUGUAUGUUUUAGAGUUUAAAUGGCUCUUAAAAAUUUUGCUACAUGUAUAUCUUUAGUGUUUGAUUUUAAAUUGAAGUAUAAAGUUUCUAAGCUCUA